Cuscuta epithymum is the source of this 1754-nucleotide messenger RNA. The record is from the annotation of a GenBank genome assembly. NCBI's taxonomy places the organism in Eukaryota, Viridiplantae, Streptophyta, Magnoliopsida, Solanales, Convolvulaceae.
GCUUGAAUGGAUGAAUCAUACAUGUUUAGAUGGUUACAACUAGUAUUUAUAUGAACUAGUUUACCAUACUAGUCCGUUAACAGACUGCCAACUCAGCUAACCAUCCAACAGAAACUAACAGAACUAAGCUAACACUUUAUUCUGUAUCAUAUAGACCAGUCCGGCGGCCCCUCCAACGGCCAACCCCUUCCGACCUUUCUUACCUUAACACCCUAUCUCGUACGGCCGAAGCAGAGACAUAUUCCGCCGUGUCCUCCACGAGAUUCCUUCCUAGCGGUCAGAAGCUGUGCAGAGAAUGCCUAGUAUGCUGCGGGAGAGGGUCAAGCGAGCCAUACUACCUCUUGCCCAGGAGAAUAUUGACAAAUUAGACACUGUUAUCAAAGAGGGAAACUACUAUGGAGCUCAGCAGAUGCUUAAGUCUCUCAGUGCAAGAUAUGUGUCUGCUGAGAGGUUUUCUGAUGCCUUAGAUCUUCUUCAGUUUGGUGCUUGUGCGCAAUUGGAAAAUGAUCAGGUUACUUGUGGGGGAGAGCUUGCUGUUUUGUUCGUGGACACCCUUGUAAAAGGAAAAUUAUCUUACGAUGGUGACACUCUUGACCGAGUCAGGAAAAUCUACAAGAAGUUUCCUAAGGUUACGGUGCCACAACAUUUGGACCUAGCUGAUGAUGAUGAAAUGCAAAAAGUUGCAGAAGCCCUCACUGCAGCAAAAACACGAGUAGAAGCUUGCUCAUCUUUUUUAAAAGCUGUCAUCAAGUGGUCCUCAGAAUUUGGAGCGCAUAAGUAUGGAGCUCCUGAGUUGCAUGACAUGCUGGCUGAGUAUAUAUUCUCAGAGUCCCCUGAGGUGGACAUGGGUAAAGUAUCCUUCCAUUUUGUCAGAGGGAAGAAUCCAAAGAAGUUCGUCUCAACUCUUAUCAGUUUUAUGAGCAAGUGUUACCCUGGAGAAGAUGAUUUGGCUAUUGCUAGGGCAGUCUUAAUGUACUUGAGCCUGGGUAAUCUGCGAGACGCCAACUAUACUAUUGAUGAGUUAAAGAAGCAAGUUAACCUUAAGGAGCUUGGCUUUCCUGAAUCAGAACUAAUGCAGUUCAUCACUUAUCUUCUCUUGACCUUGCAGAGAGAUGCAUUGCCUCUGUUUCAUAGGUUAAGGCAGUGCUUCAAACCUAGUAUAAAUAGAGAUCCAACAUUUAAUGAGUUGUUAGAUGAAAUAGCAGAAGUUUUUUAUGGAGUACAACGCCAAAGCCCACUGCAGGGAAUGUUUGGAGAUUUCUUCAAGAUGAUGGGAGGUCAAUAGCUCCUUUGCCAGCGAGCUGACAACACUAGUUAGGUUCUUGAAAUCAUGUGCAGUUCACAACUCUUUAUCUAUACUCAAAUAGUAGGCAUUUCUUUUAUGUUCAAGUUUUGGUUGUAUCUCACUUCAUAAUAUAAUUGUUUGCAAACUUCGGUUUCUGUUAUGUGCUUCUACAGUACACACAUGACACAUGCAGUGUGGUAUCUCUUGUCUGCGGUGGUUCAUGUUCGAUUUUGUUUGAAUGCUGAUCCUAUUUUACUGGAUUUGAGUUGUAAACCUUGUUUUAUUUCGGAGUAAUUUCACACCUGACUUGUGGCCAUUUGUUAUCAUUCUGUUGUAAACCUAGUUUUAUGCCUUAGUAUUCGAGUUGCUUUUUAUUUGACAAAUUGCCCGAAGCUGAUGCUUUUUUAGUCAAAUCGUAGAUUUUAUUCUUGUCAUACCCAUGUUCUUUCUAUUAGUUUUUGUUUUGUCA